Gadus morhua (Atlantic cod) is the source of this 4378-nucleotide messenger RNA. It is a transcript of the gene sdc4, whose product is annotated as syndecan 4. NCBI's taxonomy places the organism in Eukaryota, Metazoa, Chordata, Actinopteri, Gadiformes, Gadidae. Gene Ontology annotation, biological process: cell migration. The transcript has 5 exons. The record is from RefSeq and is a predicted model, not a curated record. The coding region runs from base 261 to 902 and encodes 213 amino acids. Gene Ontology annotation, cellular component: cell surface; membrane.
GCAUGUCUGACCCGGCUGGCGCAGUCUGCUCGAUCAUAUACUCCGGAGAAGGAUACAAACGUUGCGCAAGAAUAUUCAAAGGUGAUCAACAAGGUGGACAGUGCUUGUUUUUCCACAUCGGGACCUUAUCGAUAAAACAUCUGGUGAAGAAAGAAGCUCCUGUGGCCUCCUUUCACCUCCCAGCCGCGAAUUCCUCGGCGAACUAAGCGCUUUUAAUCUUUUUUUAAUACAUCUUUUUAGACUUUUUGAGGACAGAAACCAUGUUUAAAGUGUGCCUCGUGUUGUUUCUGUUCGCCUCCGUUCACUCAGAGUCGGUGAGGGAGAUGGAGACAUGGAUGCCCACGACGCACCCUGACGACCUGGUGUCGUCGGGAGACUCCCCCAACGGCUCGGACUUCGCCUUCACCGAGGACACGCACACCACCGUCGACGCCGAAGACGAUACGCCGUACGAUGACGAAGAUGACGAGGAGGAGUCAGAGUUCUCCGGAUCCGGUGAUGGAGCCCCCACCGUGCCCACCAGAGGGGACCAGGACAAGACGCCAGCCAUGCCUGACGUCAACGACAACCUGAUCUCAGAGCAGGAGCGCCCGGCCCUACCCACGGUGGACGAGGUGGAGGAGGUGGAGAGCAACGAGAUCCCCCGGCAACGCAACGAGGCGCCCUCCUCCCACGAGGAGCAGCCCUCCAACGUGCUCAUGUCCCACGCCAGCGACGAGAGCAUCUUCAACAAGACCGAGGUCCUCGCAGCUCUGAUCGCAGGGGGCGCUGUGGGGCUGAUCUUCGCCGUGCUGCUCAUUCUGCUGCUCAUCUACCGCAUGAAGAAGAAGGACGAGGGAAGCUACGACCUGGGCAAGAAGCCCAUCUACAAGAAGGCCCCCACCACGGAGAUAUACGCAUAGUCCCGCCCCCCCCUCACCUCUGAACCCUGAUCAAGACCCCCGGAUGCGGACCCAGCCCCCACCCUCACUCAGUGCCUGAAAACCCCCCCCCCCCCCUCCUCCUCCCUCUGCCUGGCCUCAACGCCUCGCCCAAUGACAUUCAGUAGCAGCCAAUCAGGGAGGGAGACCGCUUCAACGGAGCACUGACUGACUCCGCCCCCUCCUCCUCAUCCUCCUCACUAUUCAAUAAAUCGAUUGGUGCUCUUCUAUCCAAUCAGAGGCUUUGUUCUUAGAUUUGUUUUAUUGUUUUUAGUUUUUUGAGAAGAAGCGAGAGGGGAGAACGGUUUCAGCUCCAAACCAGUUCGGUACGAGACCACCAUUUUGAUUAGAAUUUACUUUUUGGUUUUCAUUUUGGUUUCGUCUCCCCAUGUAAAUAGCAUCUACAACUUUAUCGACAAUUGAGGACUUUGUAAAUUAAUGGCAAAGUCUUCUCUUGCAUUUCUCUUUCGUACCCCCCCCCACCCCCCACCUCUCUCUACCCACCCGGUCCUCCAUCUUGUAACACUAACACUGUGCAAUGCCAUGCUCUCAUCGCGGUACACGUUCAGUUCAACUUAUUUAUUUUCCUUGUCCUUUUACCUCCUCCGGCUCCUCAUUGGUCCACUCCUCAACCAAUGAGGAGUCUGUUUUAGAUUUUUUUUUUUUAUUGAAUCUUGUUCUGGUAUCGCAGAGCUCCACCUUACUGUAGUUAAUUAUUUUGUUACGUCUUUGUGUCUUCAACGUCAUGCAGAGAUUUCAACCGUUUAUUGUGACUUUCGUUUUCUUUUCUAAAUAAAAGAUUUCCUUUUAUGCUCGGGAAGAAAUGUCACCCCGCGUUGUCAGAAGGUACUUUCCCUGUCGAUCAGAAACCAUCACAGCCCACUGGUGGCCUUUCCGGUCCUUACGGCGGCACCCACCGCAGGCCUGCCGUGCCCUGGGCUGAACGAUUCAGAGCAGUCCUCCUGGGUAAAUAGUUACAGCACUCUUAGAAAUCAUUCAUUCCUUCUGACAUGAGUCAGGCUUCAAAUUCCGCCACAUGGAAAGACCCGGAGAUUAACCCUCAAGUCGGACGUUACCGGAAGAAAACGAUAGAAUGAGUUUAACUAGGCUUUUAUAACCAACGGUGACUUGGCCACUUUUAUUCAAUCAUUGGUGAGAGUCUAAACUUCUAAGUCCCAGGAUAUAGCAAACAUUGACAGAAGGUAGGAUACUGCCCCUUGGGUACUGGUUCAUGGUGUUCUAGUGCUGGUUCAAAGAACUUUCUCUAUUACUGGUUCCUGGGACUUUUUCUAGUACUGGUUCUAUUUCUGGUUCUUGGUACUGAUUCAUAGUACUGGUUUGUGAUACUUGUUCAUAGUACUGCUUCAUGGGACUGAUUCAUAGCAUUUGUUCUAGUACUGGUUUGUGAUACUUGUUCAUAGUACUGCUUCAUGGGACUGAUUCAUAGUACUUGUUCUAGUACUGGUUUGUGAUACUUGUUCUAGUGCUGGUUUUGUCGACAUGCCCGGGAGAGAAGUCCGUAGUAUAAUUUUCCUUCUCUCUCCAGCGUUGGUUUGGUGAAUCGGAUCACUGGGUUCUGGCCGAGGCAGCGCAUUCCAGACCGGCCCACCAGCCGGGGGGGGGGGAACAUCACAUAACCACCAGCCUGUGGUUAUGUGGGGGGAGGGCGGCUGUGGUCAUCAGUGUGCGCUUUAGAAGUCGGCCCUCUGAAAGAUAAUAUUUCCUGCUUAUCUCGGUCCAUGUGUGACCCUAAUGGUGGAGCCGUCGUAGGCCCCCGCCCCGCCUUUUGAGUCACGGUCACGACACACAAGAAUCUGGCAGUUGGUCUCUUAUCAUGAUUAACUGUCGUUUUCAAGCUAUUCCGUGGCCCUCAAUCUCUCCGAAGUUUGUCAAAUAAGCUAGACUCUCAAGCUAUUUUUGUUUAUUUUCUGUCCUGUGUUUUGUGAGUUUUGGUUCAGUAAGCUUCAUCAUGGGGGUAUUAUUAGUACUCCUCUUCCUCAGAUUAACUAACACACUGUAUUUAUAAAGUUCUGGUUCCAACGGACACACACGGGUCUAGUAAGGGUCUGUACAUAGUUUGGAUUACAUGUUGGUACGUCAUUUCUCUCAUAGGCAUCGCUAUAUUCACAACCCAAAUCCUACCAAAUAUUUAAAUGCCAAAUUAUUUUUCUUUUUGUCUUUUUGGUUUGUAUUGCUUAUAGCUUCUAUUGUUCCACAGCCGCAUUAAUGUUUAAGUUCUGGUUGUGAUUAUACUGUAAGUGCUUGGAAUCAAACUCGCACCUCUUCUGUUGAGGGUUGAGUUGUUUAUUUUCGAUACUACCGAUGCAUAUACUAACUCUCAUUCUUUCUCUGUUUGUUGGUUUUAUUUUCAGGAUUUGACCAACGUUUUUCUUUUUCUUCAUUAAUUUAACUCGAUAUUGUAUGGCCUCUUCCCUGCCCCUCCUCCCUUGCUAAGCUGUUGUAUAUGUCAUUUUAAAAGGUUUAUACACACUAGGUGGAGAUUUUCAAAAGCAAAUAGUUAUAAGACAGUUUUUUAAGAGUUUCUAUUAUCUUUUAGACUUUUUGUUUUGAAGCGCUAUGUAUUUAUGUGUUUUUAUUUUUUUGUUAUUGUAGAAGAAGGAUUUCUCAUGUGGUCUGUGUUUAUCACUCGGUCUUUUAAGGGAUGUUGUACCGACGAGAUGGCCACAAGAGAUUUGGUUCCAGAUUAACAGUUUGAAAUGAAAGCUUCACAAAACAUAUCACUGCCGUGUUUUCAGCGGUUCAUACUGCCAUGGUUAGCAUCACUCGGCUAGCUAAGUGGUGUUAACCUUAGCCGUUGUGCUAAGUCUCUGUAAGCCCAUCGUUUGCUCAGAUACUUCCAGGCCCUGGUUCCUGCUACUGCUAAUGGCUAAGUGGUAAAUGAUUGGCUGGUGAAACCACCAUCACUUAGCUAGCUAGCUCAGCAAAUUUUAUCCUGGAGGUUGUUGAAGUGCAUUUCGUUUCAAUAGCUCAAAUUGCGUUCCCUCUCAAUCUCAUGCGUUCUUUGUAAAGAACAUUUUAGAAUUGUAAUUGAAGAAACGCUCCGAUCAUCAUUCACGUCAUUAAAGCGUUUAUUAAUUGAACGGUUCACAAUCUGCUUUGAUCAGGAACCAGUCAACCCCAGUAAACUGGGGGAUCCCUCACCAAACAAAUGCCUUUUAAAUAACAUGGACCUCCGGCAGUAAGCAUGUCAUUAAACGUCUCUCCGUCUGGAAGCAGACUCCUCUGUGGAGAGUUCCAGAUACCCCUGAUUACUACCCAGAACCCCCAUGGAAACAGUUCAGAUGUUAAUCUGCUCCCGGCUCUGGUCACUUUGGCUCAGGAGAGAAAUGUCCUGGAGCAGCACAUGGACCAACCCAUGGGCACCAACCAAUGAAUCAUUGGUUUCUGCAUGCCGGGCCUGGUUUUAUUAUUUGAAAUAAAGCUAUUUUUAUGCACAA